AUGAUCGUGUCCAACGUGAGCCUGAGCGGCUGCGCGGAGGUCAACAGCGCCGUGUGCGCCGGAGCCGCGGAAGGGCGCCUGGGGGGCGGUUCGUACCGGACCACCCUCACCCCGACGGGGAACCUCGUCGUGGCCGUGUGCCUGGGCUUCAUCGGCACUUUCGGACUUCUGAACAACCUGCUGGUGCUCGUGCUCUUCUGCCGCUACAAGAUGCUGCGGUCCCCCAUCAACCUGCUGCUGAUUAACAUUUCCAUCAGCGACCUGCUGGUGUGCGUGCUCGGGACUCCGUUCAGCUUCGCGGCCAGCACGCAGGGACGGUGGCUCAUAGGCGCCUGGGGAUGCGUGUGGUACGGCUUCGCCAACUCCCUGUUCGGCAUCGUGUCCCUCAUAUCCCUGGCUGUCCUCUCCUUCGAACGCUACAGUACCAUGAUGGGCCCCGCCGAGGCCGACUCCUCCAACUACCGCAAGAUCUCCCUGGGCAUCGUUCUGUCCUGGGCCUACUCCCUCGUCUGGACCACGCCGCCGCUCCUGGGCUGGAGUCAGUACGGCCCGGAGGGUCCGGGGACCACCUGCUCGGUGGACUGGAAAGCCAAGACAACAAAUAACAUAUCGUACAUCGUCUGCCUGUUCGUCUUCUGCCUGAUCGUGCCCUUCCUGGUGAUCGUCUUCUGCUACGGGAAGCUGCUGUGCGCCAUCAGACAGGUGAGUGGCUUUCUGGGUGGAAACAGGAAACACAGCUGA
Messenger RNA from Salarias fasciatus (jewelled blenny), 741 nucleotides. Its product is annotated as opsin-3-like. The record is from RefSeq and is a predicted model, not a curated record. Gene Ontology annotation, molecular function: G protein-coupled receptor activity. Gene Ontology annotation, cellular component: membrane. The transcript has 2 exons. The coding region runs from base 1 to 741 and encodes 246 amino acids. NCBI's taxonomy places the organism in Eukaryota, Metazoa, Chordata, Actinopteri, Blenniiformes, Blenniidae. Gene Ontology annotation, biological process: G protein-coupled receptor signaling pathway; visual perception.